This is a messenger RNA of Scomber scombrus (Atlantic mackerel), 2895 nucleotides long. RefSeq names its product diacylglycerol O-acyltransferase 2 (gene dgat2). Gene Ontology annotation, cellular component: endoplasmic reticulum membrane. Gene Ontology annotation, biological process: triglyceride biosynthetic process. Bases 270 to 1355 code for a protein of 361 amino acids. The record is from RefSeq and is a predicted model, not a curated record. NCBI's taxonomy places the organism in Eukaryota, Metazoa, Chordata, Actinopteri, Scombriformes, Scombridae. Gene Ontology annotation, molecular function: diacylglycerol O-acyltransferase activity. The transcript is spliced from 8 exons.
ACCUGCAGACGUAAGUGUAGUGAGAACGCCUUGAGGUCUGCAGAGCUCCUCAGGAUCAUUACUAAAACAUUUUUCUGUUCACUUGUCUCAGUCUGAGGCUCCUCCCAGCAGUGAUUAAAUGCCCGCUCCGCGCUUCAGUCUGUGCAGUUGAAAGCAGUCAUGACAGAGGAGCUGUAGAGUUGGACUUCUAUCAUCCUGACAGCAAGUUGACAAAACAACAAUCUGAGCUCUUCUUUUCGGGCACCUUCACCAUCCAAGAAGCCUCAACUAUGAAGACCAUUCUUGCUGCAUACUCAGGCUUCCUCAAAGGUACAGGCUCCAGCAUCCUCUCUGCCCUGCAGGACGUUCCCUCUGGCUUUUGGCCCUGCAGAUCCAAGAUGGAAAAACAUCUUCAGGUCAUCUCCGUGCUACAGUGGGUCAUCACCUUCUUAACAUUGGGUGCAUGUUGCACCGUGCUGUUGAUCUACAUGUUCUGCACUGACUGCUGGCUUAUCGCUGCCAUUUACACCGCCUGGCUCAUCAUUGACUGGAACACCCCGAAACAAGGCGGCAGGAGAUCCUCUUGGGUGAGGAACUGGACAGUAUGGAGAUAUUUCCGAGACUACUUCCCAGUGAGGCUCAUUAAAACCCACAACUUGCUGCCCAGCCGGAACUACAUAUUUGGCUACCAUCCCCACGGCAUCUUCUGUUUCGGUGCUUUCUGCAACUUUGGGACCGAGGCCACGGGCUUCUCCAAGAAAUUCCCAGGCAUCAAGCCCUCCCUGGCCACCCUGGCGGGCAACUUCCGCAUGCCCGUCCUUCGCGACUACCUGAUGUCUGGAGGUAUCUGCCCGGUGAACAAGCACUCUAUUGACUACCUGCUGUCUCGAAACGGGACAGGAAACGCUGUGGUCAUCGUCGUUGGAGGAGCGGCAGAGUCUCUGCACUGUGCACCAGGCAUGAAUUCCGUCACCCUGAAGAACCGUAAAGGCUUCGUGAGAUUGGCCCUAAAGAAAGGGUCUGACUUGGUUCCAGUGUAUUCCUUUGGAGAAAACGAUGCCUACAAACAGGUGAUCUUCGAGGAGGGGACCUGGUGGAGAGCUGUCCAAAGGAGGUUACAGAAAAUCUUAGGCUUCGCCCCGUGCGUUUUCCAUGGAUGCGGCCUCAUCUUUGGCAACUCUUGGGGCAUCGUACCAUAUUGCAAGCCCAUCACCACCAUAGUCGGGGAGCCAAUCACAGUGCCAAAAAUUGAAGAUCCAACUGAGGACAUAGUGGAUCUGUACCAUGCAAUGUAUAUCAAGUCCCUACAGUGCCUUUUUGACAAGUACAAGACCCGCUUUGGCCUGAAAGAGAGUGAUGUCCUGUACAUCCAGUGAACGAACAAAGGGCCCCCCCCCGUGGAAGCUCUGAACAUGGAGAACUGUGGUAGAAUCUUCAGACCCCUCCGCCCCCCCUUCCCCUCCCUGUCAUCGUCCAAUCUUGGUGCCCGGUUUGGAUUAUCUCUGGACUACAAACUCUACACAUGAGCAUGUUUUGCUAAAGAAACCUUUGCUUUCUGCGUUGUCACACACACACACACACACACACACACACACACACACACACAAACACACACACACACACACACACACACACACACACACACACACACACACACACACACAUUCACACACAUACGCACGCACACACGCACACAGCCAUGGUUCCUUCUCAGGAAACGAUAGGCUUGAAGAAAUAGUGGCCUCUCCCUGCUGUUGUCACCAGGUUAAACAGUCUUGGUUGGACCAACAGACAGGUUACACUGCAUUCCACAUCAAAACAUGUGCCUUUUGUGUCUAUUUUCAUUUAUUUUUAAAUGACGGCAUCAAGUUUGGGCUGUCUUAUCAGUGCAGAGGGGGGUGAGCUCCACUAGAUGGAGCUGGAAGGUAACAUCCAGGACGUAAAAAGAAGUGCCAAUAUUUUCUCGAACUCAUGUAAUUCUCCCCAAGCUCUGUAAGAUCCUAUAAUAUGCUAAACGCACAAACAAUGCAAUUAAAAGAUAGUAACUUUAUUAAUGGGAUAAUGAGCCCAAAGGUUAAUUGAGCCAAAGAACUAUGUUGUCCUCACAUGUGUUUCUACUGCAUGUAAGCUGACUCAGUGGAUUCAUAUUGUGCACGGCCAACGCACAGUCCAUGUGUGCCUGUGAUUGUAUAAUGCCAUAAAGUAUUAAUUGUAUUCUGCAGAGAGGAAAAAAAGCCUGUUUUAGUGCUUAUCUCUAAAUGAAUAUUUCUGAAGCACUUUUUUUAUUGCUGAUUACCUUCUGAGGGUUUUUUUUGUCUAAAGAAAAUGCCUUUUGAUAUGAGAAUGAUCCCAAAUCAGCCAUUGUGCUGCUUGGCUUGAUUUUCCUUUCUUGUCCUACUGGUGUCCAGGUCUGGAUGGGUUUGUCUUCUCUAUGCAGUGAAAACUACAGCAGUCACUUGUAUGUUCAAGUGUUCUGGGAAGUUUUCAGCUGCAGUUGAAGAAGAUGGAGUAGUUUUGUGGGUGAAAAUCCUGAUGUUUGAUGAUUCCAGAGUACUGUGUCUCUCUUUGUAUCCAUGCCAAAGGUGAUAAUUGAAAAAGGAAGGAAUUACAGUAGGUAUUGCCUUAUUUGCUGGUAAUAUAUAUAUAUGAGGGUGUCAUUACUUAUUUAAAAUAAGUGUAUGUGGGUGUGGGAUAUAUACUGGGAAUUAUCAAAAUAAGUGAGUUGGUGUCAUGUUGUGAAGGUGGAUGGUGAAGAAUUUCCAGUUUCACCAUGGUGACUUGAUAUAAAGAGCAGUGUAAUCCCUGUGCAAUAAAUUUGCAAGCAAUAAACACAGCGAGACCUGUCUAUAUGAUGAAUGACAUCAUCAUUUGCCUGCCUAUAUUUAAAUUAAACUUUUGUAUGUUUUCAGAAGGAAA